Molecule: messenger RNA, 7160 nt
Organism: Dermacentor andersoni
Lineage: Eukaryota; Metazoa; Arthropoda; Arachnida; Ixodida; Ixodidae
Source: RefSeq, a predicted model, not a curated record
UGGAUAGCACCUUCGGAAAAGAUGGGGGGUGGGGGAGGGGGGGCGCUACCGGAGCCUGACAUAUUGGCCUGGUCGCUGGGUGGCGGCUUCCGGUGCGCGAAAUGCCAGGGUUCAGGAGCCCCCGCGAGACGUGAGGAGGUCCGCGAAGAAGCGGAGGGGGCGCUGGCCGCGCCCAUCGAUCCGGGGCCGCCCAGGCGUCGCCGCAACAUCGGCCUCCUCCUCCGGCCGCUGCUCAGGCACCGGUGCGCCAAGGCUCGGGCUCAAGAAGAACAAAGGCUUCGAGACGGAUCCCCCGAGCUGCAGCCGGUCGCCGGCCCUAGCAUGCGGCCCACUGUGAGGGGGCCCCCGCAUCCCGCCGCACGACGACGACGACACUGCACCGGCGGCUGCCGCGAGGGAUGCUGCGAGGGGACGCGUCGUCGCCCGAGGCGGCAGGCGCGUCGUCUGCUGCCCUCGCGACGACGAGCCGCGGGCGGCGAGACGCAGCCGCCGCGGUCGUCGGGACGCGCGGGGGCCGAGCCGCGUCGUCGCGCUGCAGCGACUCCGAAGAGGACGAAGACGCGUGGUCGCGUGAGGACGACGGGUACGCGACGCCCCCGCGACUGCCGGGCCCGUCGUCGUGUGACGUGUCGCGUGACGACGACGACGACGACGAGGCGGGCCCCCAUCCUGCUCCGGCGCUUCCCCGCGAUCGACCGGCGGGAGCCGACGUGACGGGCGAGCGACGUCAGCGGCGCAUGCGUUGCUGCGAGCCGGUCGCGUCGAGCGCGGCCGCCGAUCGCCGCGGCGGCUCGUCGGGUCACGAGGCCGGGCCCGCUGCCGCCGCCGCCGCGGCCGGUCGCAGGGCCAUGCCGAGCGGCCUGAUGAAGCCGCUCGUGGUGCUUGCCUUCCCGGGCAUGUACCUCGUCUACAAGAUCACCGAGUUCAAGCGCCAGCAGCAGGAGCACAACCGGCGCAAGGUCACCGAGCGGGAGCUGGCGCACCUCAACCACAAGAUCGACAAGCUGCUCACGAAGCUGGAAGAGCACGAGCCGGAGCUGGCUACGAGCCAAGAAGAAGAGUGCGUGGUCUGCGUGACGGCCAAGGCGAGCAUGCAGACAUUCCCGUGUGGCCACCGCGUCGUUUGCCGCAAGUGCUUCGUCAAGACCAUCCAGGUGGCCGUGUCGCAGCGCGUGCUGCCCCUGCGCUGCGUCAUUUGCCGCACCAAGAUCGUGCGCCUCAAGCACUCGUCGCACGGCCACGCUACGCCCGUCACGCCGGGAGCACGGGCUCUGCUGGCACCUUGCGAAGCGCUGGGACAGACCCGACCAGCCAACCCCUGGCCGCAGGACCUGCGCGGCCCCGUAGAUCCCCUGCCCGCCAGCCACUACCGGCACAGUGCCGAAGCGUGCCGCUUCCACAGGCACCGGAGCUCCGGUGCCAGUACUUUCACGCUAGCGUCACCCGAGGCUGCCUCCGCAAGCAGCAGCAGCAGCAUCUCCAUCGGCCGCCGCAUCUCUUCGCCGCAACCAACCAGUUCAGGUGCCUCGAGCCCAACGUCGAGCUGCCCCGCGAGCCCCGAGGACGCUCCCGAGGUGCCCAGAGGGCGCCGCAGCGGGCUCACUCGAGCCGUCGUGCACCCGCCGCCACCCGUUCGUUCGCCACCAACGCAGCCACCGAAGGCCGCUUGUCCACCACCGCCAUUGCCGGCGCGGAGCCCGAGGACCCCGGUUCCCGAGUCUCCAAUCGGGACACCAGAGAAAGAAGUGACCAAGUCGAUGACGCCGCCGCCGAAGACACCGGCUGCCGCGAAGACGAAGAGUCCGGACGGAUCACCGAAAGAACGCUCCGCUCCUGCGCCGGCCAAGACAUCACCUGACCGGUCCGCUCCACCUAGGCUGCAACCUCCGCCGCCGGUCAAGUCACCGUCUUCGCCAACGGCGCCGUCAACAACGGCGAACAACGUGGGCGCGGCGCUGUGCCCGGCGGCAUUGUCCAGCGUGCUGCUGGCCCCUCCUCCUGCCGAGGUGCGCAGCCGCCGCGGCGGUCAGCACCGAGUAAGCCCGGCGGGCAGUAGCACAGCGCCGACGUUACUGCCGCUCACGGUGCGGCCACCGCCGCCCAAGCCGCGGCCGCCUUCGCGCUUCGAGAGGUUCCGCGACCAGCACGUGCGGCGCCCCACACUGCUGCUACCGAUCCCGGAGAAGGAAGAGUCCGAGGCGCUGCUCGAAGCGGCCUUCUGCCGCGUGGCGCCUGGUUCCUCCGACCUGCUGGUCAGCGCCUCUUCGCCCAAGAUCGUGCUCCAGGACCGAGCACCUUUGCUCCAGCCGGAUUCGCCGGACCGUCGCCGGACUUCGCUGCGCAGCCAGCUGCGUUCCAAGAUGGCGGGCUUUCCGAGUCUACUGGGAUCGCCGCUGAGGGCGCUGCGAGCCGGCGCACGCCAUAGGCGCGUGCCAGACGUCAACUAGACGCCAGCUUCCUCCGACCAACGGAGGCUUGAUUGCCAUGAGAGGAGGACCUCCGCGCGAAGGCCUCUCCUUCGCGACGGAGGUCCCCGAGGCCAGUCGCGGCCCCCCCGACGACAGCACGGCGAGAGGCCAGCGACGACCCUUCAAAGUAACCCCGCGGCCCCCGCUCAACAAGAGCCGCCACUCGCGCCCUGUAAGGCAGCGGCCGAGACAAGACACCGAGGACCAGACGCACGGCCCGGAGCUGCCCGCGGGGUCCAGCGGACGCGCACAACGAAACCAAGGCGACGAUAACGACGCCUGCUGGCUGGCAGCGCCCGAGGCUGCCUCGUGACGAGAACGUGCCAAAGAGGGGCCCCCCCUCCCAACCCCCUGGUGUCUGUACAUAGGCAAUCUUCCCGUAGUCUUCCCACAGAGUCGUCCACCCGAGUUCAGUAUUGAGUGUCGUGCAGCCGAGGCCGCGGCGGCCAUACCGCGCCAGUGACAUGCUGCAUAGGCGGGCGGGAGUGGCAUCGUAGGCUCACAGUUGGCGAGCUCCGUUGUCGACGUUAUCGGGGUGGUCAGAAUACGCGCCAGUGAACGGAUAUAAAGCCAAAGAAGCAAAACUGCCGAGCCGGUGGAAGUGUGUCUUCAAUCAGGGAAUAGGAUGAAUUGGCUUAAACUUUUAUGCUGAAGAGAGGGACCAGGAAGGUACCAGCACUGCGCCGACAUAGACGCUGGGAGGUAUUAAAUAAGAGCUAGUAUACAAGAGAAGGAAUUGCAUAGUAAUUGCCAAGACAUCUCGUGUGGCCUAAUACUGAUGGCUCAGAACGUGCGACAGCACAGGAUGAAUCGACUGUUUUCACUCCACUCCAUUAGACAGCAAGGUUUGCACAAGCUCCCAAUAUUAUGUUAAAUGGAAGGCUUAUUUCCUAUUCACGGCAUCCUCAUUCAAAGGGAAAUACAGAGGAAGCAAUUUAUGGCAGGUUCGGUGCUGCAUACACUGUUCCAAUGCAUGUUGAUCUUGGCAUUCUCCUGGAGCUAUUUCAAUUGCCACAUUCCUUCGCAUCAGCUUUCACUACCGGAAACAAAAGAAAGAAAAUGAACUGCUAGAGUCGGCUGCGCCUAUGAGCGGUUUGCAGAGCUGCGCUAAACUUUUCAGAAAGAAAAGCGUUAGAUGAAGGAGCCAGCUUCCUUCGAGCUUUCCAUCUGCUCGUCCCUCUCUGUAUCUGCGUGCUUCUUGGCUGCGAUGCCCGGAGAGAGAUCUCCCACCGAAAGAACACCGUCGAAAUGACAACGUCUCCGAAGCUGCAGGUGUAUUGAUAUAACGGCGGUUAUCCGCAAACACGUAAGGCCAGCUUCGUGCCGGCACUCGUCGGAGCCGUGUUGGGAUCAGCAGCGGUGUGGCGUCACUGGGCAGCAGCGCCAGCGUAUCGGAAGGGCGGGUUACAAGGAGACCACCCCACGGUCCACAUAGAGGACGAAGCCACGCGUAUAGCGGGUAUGUCGCCGCGCGUUUUCCGAAAGGCGUCCAGUGCCUACGACGCGGCCGUUCAACAGGGUGCAGAAGCACAUCAACCGGUAGAUCAAUCCACUCGUAUUAUGUCGAAAGAACUCGUUUCCGUUGACUCAGAGUCCUUUGAUAAUUUUUAUUGAAGAAUUACGGCUGACUGCGAACUAAACGGAAGUAAAGCCUCUCUAUGCUUUCAGGCCGGCCACUGUUACGUGUAGGAGUCCCUUCAGUAUUGAGUGUUGCUGUGAUCAAGACAAGUAUCAGCCAUAUGUAGGCAGGAUCGUUUACCUCGACUCGUGCUACCGUAAGAGCUUCGGUAUCUGCAAGGGCGCACUAGAGGCCAUUGAGCGAAUAUAUAAGGAACACUGCUAAGAUACAGGAUCUUUCGGUGACAAGGAGACAAAACCGGCGACAUGUCCUGCUUCGCGUGAGACCACCCGUUCAAAGAAACCCAAACUCGGGGGUCUGGUUGUAGGUGGCAUGGUAGCGAGCUCAACGUAUAAUUUUUUUUGUGUGUGUGUCACGUUGGGCCAGCAGCGACCACCCUCCGAUGUGCAGGCGCGGCCGCCGCGGACCUCGGCGCAGUCGGUGUGCCUUAGGCCAGUGCUCCACCGUCGGAGUCCCCCACGCUCUUCAGGACUUCUGAAGACACGUCCACGCUGCGCGCUCUUACAAGGCAGUCGUAUUAAUUCGGUCGCCGCGCCGCGCUGGGGCGACGGCACUUCGCUGACGCAGUCUGCGUGCUUCUAGACGCAACGUCGCACAGGUCGACUGACGCCUACAGUUUGCCAAGUACGGCACGAUGAGUGUGUACGGGUUGUCGGUUCACUUGCGUGACGUCACGAUUCAAAGCUCGAAGGCUUCGUGUUAUCUGUAUGCGUGGUAUGGGUUGGAGUCGGGCCCAGCACACUUGCUCCGAAGAAGGCGUGACAGCCAGGCGCAGCCUGUGACAGGCGUUCCUCCCGAUAUCUCGUUGCCCUAAGCUGCUUCUAGACAGUUAACUAUACAUAUAUAUAUAUAUAGUAUCGCAAUUUAGAGUCGACCUGUAUUUUAACGAUACGAAACUAACCGGUGUACUCGGUGGGAACGGUUGUUACUGGUGGUAAGCUACUAAAUGGACGGAGGUGCUGAAAAUGAAACUACAAUGAGUGUGGUCGCUCUUGUUGCCAGAGGGCAUCGUGAAACUGGUUCAGCAUGGGAGCAAACUAUCGGCGGCUUUGCUGGUGAAGUUUCCUUUUGUCUUCAGGGUUGGAUGGAGCAUGCAAGGAUAAUGAUAGUCACCAAUGAACGCGGGCAUCCGCAUUUCAGCGCGUCAUACCACUCAAACUCUGGCGUGUCUGUGGAUAUGAGAAGAAAAAAAUACAGAUGCCAGAAUCGCAUAAGAAAUGUUUGACCGGGCACAAUACUCGCCGAUCCCAGGCUCUCAAUACCCAGCUGUGCUUUUCCUGCUCCGUUUUGAGCAGCGGACAUACUCUCAAACAGGGAAAACGCACGGACGCGUGCCGAACGAGCAACGCGCUCUCAAAACGACAUCUCCACUAGUGCGUGAAGUUGCUUGCAGCCUGGAUGGGCAGAAUAUGGCGUAAGGUAACGAUAAAACUGGGCGGCAAGGAAGCAUUACAAACUAUAAUUUUGCAUUUUAAACAGGAUAGAUGUUAUAACGAGCGCCCUCAACGGAGAUAACACGUUCUCCUAAAGCAGCGCAUUUACAGAAGGUACACUGCGUUUUAGGCGUUCGCCUUUGUAUCUCUUGAGGCGUUGUUGUUUUCCAUGGCUCACAAAUGGAGUUCCACGUUGCCCAAAGGCAGAUGAAUUAUACGGGACGUCACAAUGGGCAAGAAGCAGCAUUUUUUUAAAAUCAGCAUAGUACAACUUUCUCUGAACUGCCACACACAGUUUGUACGAGUCGCGCGUGCUUUUUUUUCACGCCGACCUGUACAGCGUUUUCCUAUCGGGAGCGAUGGAUUCCCGAAGACCCGCUCGAAUGCACACUUCGGUGCACGCUUGCGCACGAACAUCGACGCGUUCUCGCAAUUCUCCUACGCCACUGGCGAUUCACUGCGCGGUCGCACUCGAUUCCGCACUUAUCACGCCUCCUUUUUUUGUUUGGCAUGCUUAGGGCGUAGCCUUCACGUUUAAUACUAUAUCUUCCUUCGUCAGUUACAACAUCAGUUUAAGGGAUGCAGCCUCAAACAUUUUGCCGCAUUAAUUACUGCUCCCUGACAAAACAAUACUACGACAUACUCCAGAGUCAUCGCCCACCCCAACAACGCCUAUAUUUCGCUCGGGAAUAUUUCAUUGUAGCCUCUUCCUUGGUGGUGUUACGGCAUCUCACCACAAACAGUUAAUCGUCUCAGCGUGAACAGUUAAUGAACGGAACAGAGAGGAAUAUAAGCCAUGACCAUUACUCGACUAACAGCCAUGACCCUUGCUUGGAAACUAUCUGUCGCCCCAUGGAGGAAUUUUCAUGAAGCGUGGUCAUAUCGGAGAGUACUACAGCUUGCUUCGGAGAACUCAACGGUUUUUGAAGCGCUGCUUAUGCAGUACCAUUUACGGAUGCAACUGGUCGAUCUAGCUCGCAUGUACUUUAUGCAUGCAUUCGCGUGGAGAGUGUACAGGUAAACAACAGCCAAAUAUCCGUAUAACCUUGUCAGUGCAGUAGCUCCAGUGUUAAGGGAUGGGCAAUAUCUUAGCCUACUUCACAAAAAAAAAAUGAUAUUCUCCGGAAAUGAAGGAUAUGAAUGAUCUCAAGAAAUGGGCGAUGACUCGGGAUAUCACGGUAAUUUAAUGAUAAAGAAAAGAGAGAAAAAAUAACAUGCAACCCUCGCUUCUCUGUCGUUGCCUCUUCGGCUAUAAUUGCACAAACGUGCGCCUAAGCAAAGCCUAACAAUGUAUGAUUCACGAUCAUCUUCCACUGUUAUAUAUAACGUUGUGGUAGGCACCGUGAACCCCAAACAAUGUGCAUUUAUUACGACGUUAAACACUAAAAAUAUUCCAGGUCAGGACGUGGGCGAUCAGUCGUUCCAGUAUAUGCGAUGUGCUGGGCCUGCUCACCAGCGCGGUGCGGGCGACCGAAUUCCCUUGGGAGCGCAGCUGACCGACGAGCGUGGGGACCUCUAACGGUCUCUAUCUCUUUCUUCGCGGAGCGUACAGAGAUGCUAUAUACACUCACUACACACUGUUAUUCUACGGGGGCAAAUAAAGGAUGUUAGAGAAAGAAA